Tauraco erythrolophus (red-crested turaco) is the source of this 1236-nucleotide messenger RNA. NCBI's taxonomy places the organism in Eukaryota, Metazoa, Chordata, Aves, Musophagiformes, Musophagidae. The record is from RefSeq and is a predicted model, not a curated record.
UCAGUAGUAACAUUAGGAGCUGCUGCCGGAGGAUUACUAGGAGGCUAUCUUGUGGAUAAAGUUGGAAGAAAGCUGAGUCUAAUGCUGUGCUCAAUACCAUAUGUUUUUGGGUAUAUAGUUAUUGUAUCUGCUCAGAAAGUUUGGAUGCUUUAUUUUGGACGACUGCUGACAGGCUUAGCCAGUGGAGUUACUUCACUUGUUGUUCCAGUGUAUAUAUCUGAAGUAUCUUAUCCUAAAGUCCGUGGUAUGCUUGGCUCUUGUGUUCAGUUGAUGGUGGUGAUUGGCAUACUGGGAGCCUAUGUUGCAGGAAUAACACUAAGAUGGCGCUGGCUGGCAGUGCUGUGUUCUUUUCCACCCUGCAUAAUGCUAUGCUUCAUGUCCUUCAUGCCUGAAACACCGAGAUUUCUGCUGAGUCGGAAGAAACACGCGGAAGCCAUAGCUGCUUUGCGCUUUCUGCGAGGACCACAUGUGGACCAUGAAUGGGAAUGUAGGCAGAUUGAAGCUAGUGUUCAGGAAGAGGGACUGAGUUUAUCUGAAUUUAAGAACCCCUCAAUCUACAGGCCACUUCUUAUUGGUGUAGCUCUAAUGUUCUUCCAGCAAGUAACAGGCAUUAAUGCAGUUAUGUUUUAUGCAGAAACUAUCUUUGAAGAUGCAAACUUCAAGGACAGCAGAAUGGCUUCUGUUGUUGUGGGUUCCAUACAAGUAUGUUUCACUGCUGUGGCUGCACUUACCAUAGAUAAAACUGGACGAAAAGUGCUGCUUUUCAUAUCUGGGAUAAUCAUGGCUCUCAGUACUACAUUGUUUGGGCUUUACUUUAAAAUGGUCCUUCCAAAUCUAAACAACUCAUCAAAUCCUGAUCUGUGGUUCACUCUAAAUUCAGCAAAACCAGGAACAGAAAGCAGCAUAUCCUGGCUUGCAGUAGUGAGCCUAGGGCUCUUUGUUGCUGGUUUUGCCCUUGGCUGGGGUCCUGUUCCAUGGCUGGUGAUAUCUGAAAUUUUCCCACUUAAAGCUAGAGGCAUACUGAGUGGUGCUUGUGUGUUAACAAACUGGGUUAUGGCCUUCUUGGUAACCAAAGAAUUUAAUGAUUUUAUAGGUUUCUUAACGUCCUAUGGCACGUUCUGGCUCUUCUCUGCCUUCUGCUGCCUCAAUGUAACUUUUACAGCCUUUUAUGUUCCUGAAACGAAAGGACAGACCCUGGAACAAAUUGAGGCCUACUUCAGAAGAUCUUAAGCCUAA